Messenger RNA from Dendrobium catenatum, 2130 nucleotides. RefSeq names its product 3-ketoacyl-CoA synthase 11-like. NCBI's taxonomy places the organism in Eukaryota, Viridiplantae, Streptophyta, Magnoliopsida, Asparagales, Orchidaceae. The coding region runs from base 263 to 1798 and encodes 511 amino acids. Gene Ontology annotation, biological process: fatty acid biosynthetic process. Gene Ontology annotation, cellular component: membrane. The transcript has 2 exons. The record is from RefSeq and is a predicted model, not a curated record. Gene Ontology annotation, molecular function: acyltransferase activity, transferring groups other than amino-acyl groups.
UCCCAUCCCUUUAAAACCCUCCGACCAGGGCGAAUUGGAGAUGCCAAAGAUCGAAGGCAGAGAAGGGGGUUGCAAAUUUAAAACUUGCCCCUUUUACAACCCUCUUCUCUGCUUUUUCUUUACUCUGCAAAGAGUCCCCUUUCCUCAUCGUCGAUUCGAUUUGUAGGGGUGCAUUUCUGCUGCGGUGAGUAACCUCGCAAGGAUUGCCAUUGUUUUCAUUUCAUCUUCCAGUUCAGUUUUCUGGGAGAAAAAAGCUCCAACAAUGGCGGAACCGAAACCAGAUGAAUCAUUACCCAAAUCCCCUUCAAGGAGGCUCCCAGAUUUCAAGCAAUCCGUUAAGCUGAAAUAUGUAAAGCUUGGCUACCACUACCUAAUCACCCAUGGCAUGUACCUCUUCCUCACUCCAUUAGCUGGUAUCAUCGCCGCCCAAGUCUCCACCUUUUCUCUCCAAGACUUGUAUGACCUAUGGGAUCAUCUCCGCUUCAAUCUAAUAUCAGUCAUUCUUUGCUCCACGCUCCUUGUCUUCCUCUCCACCCUUUACUUCCUCAGCCGCCCAAAGCCUGUGUACCUUGUCAAUUUCGCCUGUUAUAAGCCAGAUGAAGCUCGAAAAUGCCCUCGCCAGAUUUUCGUAGAUAGGUCUCGGUUGACGGGUUCAUUCACUGAUGAAAACCUUGAGUUCCAAAAGAAAAUCCUUGAAAGAUCCGGCCUUGGUGAAACCACUUAUCUUCCUGAGGCGGUUAUGAAUGUUCCACCCAAUCCUUCAAUGGCUGAGGCCAGGAAGGAGGCUGAGACUGUCAUGUUUGGAGCCCUCGACGAGCUCUUUGCAAAGACCAAUCUGAAACCAAAGGAUGUAGGGAUUUUGAUUGUGAAUUGUAGCCUGUUCAAUCCAACCCCUUCCCUCUCUGCGAUGAUUGUUAACCACUACAAGCUUAGGGGAAAUAUUGUUAGCUAUAAUCUCGGUGGGAUGGGUUGCAGUGCAGGCUUGAUCUCCAUUGAUCUUGCCAAGCAGCUGCUUCAAUCCCAUCCCAAUUCCUAUGCUUUGGUUGUGAGCAUGGAGAACAUCACCUUGAAUUGGUAUUUUGGCAAUAAUCGUUCGAUGCUCGUCUCCAAUUGCCUUUUUCGCAUGGGUGGAGCUGCAAUCCUUUUAUCAAACAAGAGAUCGGACCGAAGGAGAUCCAAAUACCAGUUGAUUCAUGCCGUUCGAACGCACAAAGGAGCUGAUGAUAAGUGCUAUACUUGUGUGACUCAGGAAGAAGAUGCUACUGGGAAGAUUGGAGUCUCUCUCUCAAAGGAUCUUAUGGCUGUUGCUGGUGAUGCUCUGAAGACCAACAUCACUACAUUGGGUCCUCUAGUCCUCCCCAUGUCGGAGCAGCUGCUUUUCUUCGCUACUUUGGUUGGUAGGAAGCUUCUCAAGAUGAAGAUUAAACCAUACAUCCCAGAUUUCAAGUUGGCAUUUGAACAUUUCUGCAUUCAUGCUGGUGGAAGGGCUGUGUUGGAUGAGCUGGAGAAGAAUUUGCAGCUCUCUGAAUGGCACAUGGAGCCAUCGAGGAUGACAUUAUACCGAUUCGGGAAUACUUCAAGCAGCUCCCUGUGGUAUGAACUGGCUUACACUGAAGCUAAGGGAAGGAUUAGAAAGAAGGAUAGGAUUUGGCAGAUUGCAUUUGGUUCUGGUUUCAAAUGCAAUAGUGCCGUUUGGAAGGCUUUGAAGACUGUUAAACCCGAAAAGGAGAAGAACCCAUGGAUGGAUGAAAUUGAAAACUUCCCAGUCAUAGUUCCAAGGGUAGCAGCAAUCAACUGAAGUCUUGAUGCAGCUUUAAUUAUCUCAUAAUCAGUAAUUUCGAAGAUUUGGUUGAUCAUUUAUUGUAAUCUAUUAGUUAGAACAUUUGCUCUUUUUUAAGUUGUAGUACAGAAGCUUGCUGAUGGAAUGGAUCACAAGGAAUGGUUUCUCUUGUAAGUUUGCUUCUUUUCUUUGCCUCUGGAGAAUAAACUAGCUUAUUUAGUUAGCUUGUGCUGUUUCUCUGGCAAGUUCACGGAGGCUUAAGAGGGAUGGAUGUUGACCUUAUUUGUUCUAUUUGUAUUCACAAUUCAAUUGCUGGGGGCAACUCAGCAAUGCAUAAGAUUGUUUUGUUU